CGCAGCCGGGGCGCUCGGCGGGCGGACCCGGACCCGGACCGGCGAAGGGCGACCCCAGCGGCGCGGAGCUGAGCGCCCUGGGCGGUUCCUCGGGGAGGAGACGGAGGCAGGGGCCUCCGGGGCUCCGGGUGCGGGGACCCCAGGCUCCUCGCCCCCGCCCGGGCCGCCUCGGCCGGAUCCCCGCGGUCUGGACUCUCGGGCGGCGGCGAGGACGGCGUGUCCACUGUCGAGGCAUGAAGGCUGCUGUGCUGGACCUUGGGUCUCUCUUGGCCAAACUCUUCGAGACCUCGACGGCGCCCCCCGCAGGCCCCUCCUCCAGACCCUCGGGAGGUGCUGCCGCUGCAAGGUCGGGGGGCUCCAGGGCGGGCACCCCGCUGGGCACCGCCCCGACCCCGACGCUCCUCCGCGCCCUUGCUCCGGACUCCCCCUCGGCUUCGCGGCGGGCGCCCGCCCCGCUGCUCCCCGCCUCCUACUCCCGGGGCUCCACCGCCAGCCGCGCCGCGGGAGCAGUGGGGACCCUGCUCUCGUGGCCCAGUAGCCCCAGAGCGGCUAAAGCCCUGCCCCAGCCCCCCACUCCCUCCGGCGGGGGCUGCUCCCCUGCACGCCUGGUGGUCCCAGCACGGCCGACCCCGGGCCCCGGCGGGGCCUGGGCCGCGCUCCCGCGGAACCCGCGCCAGUUUGGCUCCGGAGAGCGAGAGCCCGGCGCCUACGUGGCCCCCGGGGCUGGCCCCAGAACCCUGUUCCUUACCCUGCCUGACAUCGGCGAGGAGGGGGCCUCGGACGGCGACUCCGGGGAUGGCGAAGCAAGAGGACUGUCAGAAGGGCCUAGAAGGCACAGUUAUACUGUGAGAAGCAAAGAUCCUUUACCUACACAUUUUACAAGAAAUGUGCAGAAAGCCAUUGAUAAAUAUGCCUGCGAAUCGUCCUUUUCCUCCAGCGGAAGCCGCACACCCACGGGAGCCCACACCUCUUGGUCUGGGUCGGCCACGCAGAGCUCCACCACCGGCUCGUCCACGGAGAGGGGCUCCAUUUAUUCCUGGAGAGAUGACGAGUUUGACGAAGCCAGUGCACAGACAGUGCAGCGGUUACUCUGGGAGGUGGAGGAAAUGUUAUUUGAGGAGAAAGUGAACCCUCAGACCCAGAGUCUGCUGGCCGAAUGCGAGGAGUGGACAAGAAGAUCCCUCCAUCUGAGAGUGUUAGGAGGACAGCUGACCCUGCCCACUGAUGAAGGCGUCCAGCAUCUCCAGGGCAGCACCGCUGCCUCCACGGCCCACAGACCCCCGCUCAGUGCCUGCGGACGCAGCAGCAACAUCAGAGAGUUGUGCAUUUCUGGCUCUCAGAUAGUCCCAGCAGCGCUCUCAGCCUCUGCCCUGCCAGGCCCUGAUGGGACGGGGGUUGCUGACCUAACGGCAUGUUCAUCCCUGGAAGAAGAGGUUUACCAUGUGGAUGGAAAGAUUGAAGAGUAUUUCGCUUUUGACAGAAAAGAGGAUGAUGAUGAAUGUCUUGAACAAAAACCAGCUCAGCCUGGUAGGAAAAGGCGCAAACUCGGACUUCCUCCUGUUUCCCCUCAUGAGUGUGUCAAAGAUGCCGUGAUGGCGGAAGUGUUUGAUCACGUCUGGACAAAUAUGGUAGAACUUUUGGAAGAGCUGAUUAGAAAGCACUGGGAAACUACACUCACAGAAGGGAAAAAACAGAGAGAAAAAUUGAAAGUAGCUGGAAACAGAUGUCCACAUGUCCUCAUUCCACACACUCACGCUGAUGGAGCCAGUGGCUCCCCGUCCGGAAGCUCCGAGGCUCACAGCAUCUCCCUGGCUUCUCGUCUGAACCCGCCCCAGAUUCAUCGCUUCUCCAACAGUUUUUAUAGUGACAUGAAUGGCGUCAUGACAAUUCACGCAAAACCGCUUCAGCGGAGACCUACCUAUUUCGCCGACAGAACGCAGAAUGAGAAGGAGGACAAAGCCUCGGGUGGAGGGGCAGGUGCUCCCUCCUGCGCACGGCACAGACUGGGACGGGCCUCAGACACUCAUGGAUUACCGCCUUCUGCAAAGCAGACACCCGUGCCCUGGAGGCUGCCUUCUCUUGUGUCAGAUUCUCAGAGACUCAAAACCCCCAACAUCUAUAGUGACGAAGUUCUUCGGGGAACAAAACUGCCGACUGGCGUGGACCACAUGGUUUCGCCACUGGUUCAGACAUCACGGAGCAGGUUCCCCCCGAUAGGCGUGGAGACCAGGGAGCAGAAUACGGCAGUUCCUGGAUGCCGCCUUGUGUCUUACAGAGGAAGGCAUCUGCAAAACCGUGUGUCGAGUGCCAUGCCUGACGGUAUAGAACGAUCACGUCUUCGAGAAAGAACCGCUACCCUGGAACAGCUGUCGAGGCCCAGCACAACCCACACGUUCCGGCAGUUGGAUACGCCUCGAAAAAGUUCACUGACACAAAUGGAAUUUGCUGCUCACACAUGGACAGGGCAAAGUAUUUUGACAGAGGACAACCUUGACUUUAAAGAAGAGAUUCCAAGUGACAUCUUGAAACCACCUCACCAGAACCAUUGGCGCACUCAUGGUCUCAGCACACCACUUAUCGCUUGAAAACUGGAGGAACAAGUAUUCUAUUUAUCUGUGUGUCUGACAGUGUGAGAUGCUAGACUGAGAAAAAUGCAAACAAAUAAAUCACUUAAUUUUGAACACUUUGCAUUUUAAAGAGAGUAAAAGUCAAAUCCACCAAGCUGCCUUGCUGAAAGCAUCUCCAAGGUUCUGUAGGCUUUGCUCAGAAGACCCUGAUGUGUGUUUACAAUCCGUCAUUUUAUCAGUGAUACACAAACAUAAUUAGCAUGUGUUUGUACUCACACACUUAUUACAUAUAAGAAUAUAUUAUCUAGGGACAUGCCAUUUAUAACUUUGUACUCUGAUGUAUUUUCUAGUCUCAUUCUGUUAGUAAUUCCGUCAAAAUCGUAGAUACUAGUAGAUAUUAGUAUUUGAGACAAUAUGUCAGUCUGAAUAAGACUCAGAUUGUUCUAGUCAUGCUGACUUUCUCAUACAUUUUUAAAAAGUGCUUCAGCCAUGAACCUUUUUGAGAAAUGUCAGUGGUGAAAUCUCCCAAGCUAAUUUUCUUUUUCUGGUUUCCAUCUUCAAAUUCAGACAGUUCACGUGAAGUACCCCACAUUUAUUGAUCUUAGGGUUGAAUGUAAAUAUAAACGUAAUUAAAAGCUAUGGCAGAUGAUGUCAUCUUUAUUGUUUACAGUCGAAGCUCCUCCGUGGGAGGGGAGCCUCGCACCCUCCACGUGUCAUCGGGAGCUGGCCUUUGCUCAGACGCCACCUCUGCAGUGACGCCUUCCCAGAGCCCUCGUCUCUUCUUGCUCUGUCCUCCUGCUCUGUUGGCUUUUCUUCAGAGCAUGUAUCCCCAUCUAACGUUACCGUAGAAAACGGAGCAGAGAAUGGGAAGAGGAAUUAGCAGAGCUGAGGCUCCAGGCAUGUCUUUCUCUUGUCCCUCUCCCCACUGUUUCUCUUGAUCGUGAUUCAGGUCCUUACACUCAUUUCUAUAUUCUCAGAUCUCAACUCAGCUAAUUUCUUCUUUUCUGUCAGAUAAUUGCAUUUUGUCAGUCUAAUUAUUACUAAUCCAAACUGUAACUUUAUAAGGUUAUAUAUAUGAGCAUAUUUAUAAACUUAGAUUUAUAAUAUACACACAUAUGUAUCAUAUAAAUGCAUAAUAAAUUAUUUUCAGACGAUUUCUGGCUGUAAGGUGAAGGGAUCAUUGCCUACUUGUAGAUGUCUGGAAUUUUAAAAGAUGUGUUCAGACUAACGCUAAUGUUGUCCUUUAUCACAGAGUGACAAAACAAAAAUGACCCCAGAGCCCUGCCGCUGUUUGAAUAUUUCUCCUUGACCUUGCUGACUCCAUUUCUUUUUUGCUUUCUUUUUUUUCGAAACGGAGUCUCAUUCUGUCACCCAGGCUGGAGUGCAGUGGUACGAUCUCAGCUCACUACAACCUCCGCCUCCUGGGCUCAAGCGAUUCUCCUGCCUCAGCCUCCUGGGUAGCUAGGAUUACAGGUGCAUGCCACUACACCCAGCUAAUUUUUUUGUAUUUUUAGUAGAGAUGGGGUUUCACCAUGUUAGCCAGGCUGAUGUCGAACUCCUGACUUCAGGUCAUCUGCCUGCCUCAGCCUCCCAGAGUGCUGGGGUUACAGGCGUGAGCCACUGCGCUCGGCCAGCUGACUGCAUUUCUAUAGCAAUGAGACACCUGAGGCAGCAGCAGCAACAGUGACCACCGGGUCCAGGCCUCUUUUCCAUGGUCGCAGCUCCAUGCAUCCGGGGAAGAUUGCUAAUGCUUAGUUUUCUGCACAAAGCAAACCAAAGCAUUUUUGAGAAUUUUCUACAUUAUUCCUAAACAUUAGCAAUAGAAACUUUUAAGAGCAAAUGCCAGUCUUAAUUCAGCAGCUGUCACACUUGAGGAAUAGUUAGAUAUGUGAGUAGCCUGGAGCCCAUGUUACAGGGCUGCUGGUUAGGUGCACUCUGGUACGUCACUACUGCUCAAAGCGUGACCCACUUGUUCUUUCAGAACCACUCGGGGUAUUUCAUGUCCAUUUCCAGGAACCAUCCAACUCCUUCCCUACUCAGUCCAAACUUCCUUUUUUUUUUUUUUUUUUAACUUUAAGUCCAGGGGAACAUGUGCAGGUUGUUACACAGGCAAACUUGUGUCAUGGGAGUUAGUUGUACAGAUUACUUUAUCACCCAGGUAUUAAGCCUAGUGUCCAUUAGUUGCUUUUCCUGAUUCUCUCCCUCCUUUCACCCUCCACCCUUUGGUGGAGGCCCCAGUGUGUGCUGUUCCGCUCUGUGUCCAUGUGUUCUCAUCAUUUAGCUCCCACUUAGAAGUGAGAACGGAUGGCAUUUGUUUUUCUGUUUCUGCAUUAGUUUGCUAAGGAUGAUGACUUCCAGCUCCAGCCAUGCCUCUGCAAAGGACAUAAUCUCAUUCUUUUCUAUGAGCUCAAGCUUCGUAAUAGGGAAAACACUGGAUAUUCAGUCUAAACUAACAUUAAGGUAGGGUAUCCAGGAUAAAAUGUUUUUUCUUUGAAAACCACUGAAUAUACUUUAUGGUAACUUUAUCUUGUUUGGCUUCAGAGGUUUGCAAAUAAGAAUCUAUUAUUUAUAUAUAGGUAAAAAACAAAAUGUUUUAAAAAAUAGAACCAGUUCCAGUGAUCUUGAGUCUUCUAAACAUUUAAAUUGGAAGAUAAAGUACCAUUUUAGAGAUUACAUAGAUACUUGGCCCUGUCAUUGAUUUUAAAAAUGACCUUCUCGUUGCACUGAUUUUUACCCCUAUGUUAAAGUUAGUAUUUUAUUUAUACAUUACAUUAGAUUUAGAGAUUAGUAAAUAAUGCUUAUAUCAAGGAUGGUGCUUUUUAAGCUAAUUAGGUAAAAAUGAGGGCAGUGUUUUUAUAAUCUACUUUAAUAAAUGAGUCUUACCUUAGAAUUAAUCUGUUAAAAAUUAGAAAAAUUGAACUACAUCUGAGAUAGAUUUUUAAAUUCAGAUUAGUGACUACAUUAAUUAAAAUGUCUGUUUAUCCAAAACCAAAGGAAGAAUGAAGAAAUUUUAAUCUAAGAAAAUGUAAAAUACCAUAGAAAACUGCUAGAUUUUGUGAAUUUAAUAUGAAAGGAAGUAUCCAUAUUGAUAUUAUUCUGAACUAGAUGAAAUUUCUACGCCAAUUCAGAAGUACAUUUUUAUAUUAUAUAUCAUUUGGGUAUUAUAUUUUUAUUGUUUUCUUAUAACUACAGAUCAUUGUGUAGGAUUUUUGAUUCCUUAAUUUCUAAUAAAAUAUAAAAGUGU
Macaca mulatta (Rhesus monkey) is the source of this 5811-nucleotide messenger RNA. RefSeq names its product family with sequence similarity 149 member A (gene FAM149A). Lineage: Eukaryota; Metazoa; Chordata; Mammalia; Primates; Cercopithecidae. The record is from RefSeq and is a predicted model, not a curated record.